Aureobasidium musti is the source of this 267-nucleotide messenger RNA. The record is from the annotation of a GenBank genome assembly. Lineage: Eukaryota; Fungi; Ascomycota; Dothideomycetes; Dothideales; Saccotheciaceae.
AUGGCGGAGAAGCUCAAUCAAGGAGUCAAGUACUUCCGCGAGCACCAAGAAGAGUCGGUCGAGCAUAUCACUGGCACCAUGGAGUACUCGCAGGAGGACGCCAACGCAUGGCUCAAGACAGUCAAGUUCGCAGACAACGUCCGAGGAGUAGAGUCGAGUGUGGUAGAGCACACAAUCAGCAUCCUGAANAAGGGUGGUGUUCUAGACGACAACAAUGGCGGAGUAGAUGGCAUGGUUGCCAUCAGCCGCUCGCAGAAGGGUCAAUAG